Leptonychotes weddellii (Weddell seal) is the source of this 1551-nucleotide messenger RNA. The record is from RefSeq and is a predicted model, not a curated record. NCBI's taxonomy places the organism in Eukaryota, Metazoa, Chordata, Mammalia, Carnivora, Phocidae.
AUCCGGCCCUGGUGCCACCGUCCCCCUAACUGCGGACUUGCUAACUGCGAUGCCCUCCUAGCCAGCCGCCGCGGGAUGGAGGGCUUCAUGGACUCAGGGACACAGACGGAUGCCGUGGUGGUGCUGUCCUUGGCUCAGGCCGCCGUGCUGGGCCUGGUCUCGGAAAAUGAGCUCUUUGGAGCCACCAUAAGCGCCGAAGCCUUCUACCCGGACCUGGGGCCCGAGCUGUCCGGGUCGGCCAUGGGGGAGCCCGGGCCCCCGGGCCCCGACGUCUACCAGCUGGCCUGCAGCGGGAGGGCCCUGGAGGAGCCGGCAGAAGAGGAGGUGCUGGAGGUGGAGGCGGCCUUCGAGAAGCACACCCGGCGGAAGACGCGGCCGCCCGUGCGGCUGGUGCCCAAGGUCAAGUUUGAGAAGGUGGAGGAGGAGGAGGAGGAGCAGGAGGUCUACGAGGUGUCCGUGCCCGGUGACGACAAGGACGCCGGCCCCGCAGAGGCCCCCGCCCAGGUGGCCGGCGGCGGCGGCAGCAGCGGCUGCGAGACCCUGGUGCAGAGCAGCGCCGUCAAGAUGAUCGACCUCAGCGCCUUCAGCCGCAAGCCCCGGACGCUGCGCCACGUGCCCCGCGCCCCGAGGCCGGAGCUGGACGCGGCCCCUUACGACCCCCACUUCCCCGACCCGGCCCGGGCCGGCUUCCCGGAGCCCGGCGUGGCGCUGCCCGGGCCGGAGGCCCUGCCCUCCGAGUGUGGCUUUGAGCCGGCCCACCUGGCCCCCCUGAGCGAUCCCGAGGCCGCCACCAUGGAGUCCCCGGAGCCCGUGAAGCCGGAGCAGGCCUUCGUGUGGCAGGAGGCGGGCGAGUUCGAGGCCGACGCGGCCGGCUCGACGGCGGAGCGCCACAAGAAGGCCCAGCUGGACCGGCUGGACAUCAACGUGCAGAUCGACGACUCGUACCUGGUGGAGGCGGGCGACCGCCAGAAGCGCUGGCAGUGUCGCAUGUGCGAGAAGUCCUACACGUCCAAGUACAACCUGGUGACGCACAUCCUGGGCCACAACGGCAUCAAGCCGCAUUCGUGCCCGCACUGCAGCAAGCUCUUCAAGCAGCCCAGCCACCUGCAGACGCACCUGCUGACGCACCAGGGCACCCGGCCGCACAAGUGCCAGGUGUGCCAGAAGGCCUUCACGCAGACCAGCCACCUCAAGCGCCACAUGCUCCUGCACUCGGAGGUCAAGCCCUACAGCUGCCACUUCUGCGGCCGCGGCUUUGCCUACCCCAGCGAGCUCAAGGCGCACGAGGUGAAGCACGAGAGCGGCCGCUGCCACGUGUGUGUCGAGUGCGGCCUGGACUUCUCCACCCUGACCCAGCUCAAGCGCCACCUGGCCUCCCACCAGGGCCCCACCCUCUACCAGUGCCUCGAGUGCGACAAGUCCUUCCACUACCGCAGCCAGCUGCAGAACCACAUGCUCAAGCACCAGAACGUGCGGCCCUUCGUGUGCACCGAGUGCGGCAUGGAGUUCAGCCAGAUCCACCACCUCAAGCAGCACUCCCUCACCCACAAG